Thlaspi arvense is the source of this 633-nucleotide messenger RNA. The record is from the annotation of a GenBank genome assembly. Lineage: Eukaryota; Viridiplantae; Streptophyta; Magnoliopsida; Brassicales; Brassicaceae.
CUUUUUUUUUCUCUUUCUUCCUUAUUUUCUUUGACGGAAAAUUAAUUAUGGUCAUCUCCUUCUGCGCUCCAUCUCAUAUCACAUCUUCUCCUUCCUUUGAUUCUGCUUCUCCUUGUCCUCUCCUUCCUCUUCCUCUUCCUCUUCCUACUCUCUUCUGCAGUUCGCGCCUGAUGCAUCUCCUUAAAACAGCCAUCGAUCCAUCUUUCUGGGUUUCCUCUAACCGCCGUCGAUCCACUGACGGAUGCGAGGCGUGGAGCAGCGGUGGAGGACUCGUCUUGUUCAUGACCAGAUCUGUACCUAUUUUGAGGACGGCAGCGUCGAUCUAGGAGGAAUUCAAGCCGGAGAGUAGCCGUCAAAGCUUCCUUUGCCAGGAUCCGUCGUCUCCGAAGUCCGCCGCCGAUGAAGCUGUACGAAGCAUCCGUUGUCUCCGAAGUUCAAGCCAGAGAGUUAUCGGGUAGGAGCUUGUGUGUGGUGGGAAGUCGGCUCUGAAGGAUGAUAGAUUAGGUUAAUUUCUUUUGGUAUUAUUCCCGGUUAAACCUGUUGGUUUGAUCUGAUUUCAAUUUUGUAAAUUUUAUUUCUUUUCUGGUUUGGAUCUUUAAUAUAAUAAUAUUUAAAAAAUGUCAAUUGCUUUUA